Molecule: messenger RNA, 333 nt
Organism: Rotaria sordida
Lineage: Eukaryota; Metazoa; Rotifera; Eurotatoria; Philodinida; Philodinidae
Source: the annotation of a GenBank genome assembly
AUGUCAAUAGUAAAUUCUGAAUCGAUAACAACAUCAACUCGAACACCAGUUGUAAUUAUCAAGCCUAUUCUUUAUGGUAAUACAGCGAAACAUUUUGGUUCAAAACGAGAUUCUGAUGGACAUACACAUAAAUGGGCACUUUAUGUUCGAUCAUUUAAUAAUGAUGAUCUAUCAACAUAUGUAAGUAAAGUACAAUUUCGUUUACAUGAAACAUAUCCAAAUCAUACAAGAGUGAUUACACAAGCACCAUUUGAAGUAGAAGAAAGUGGUUGGGGUGAAUUUGAAACACAGAUAACAAUCUUCUUUGCUGAUCCCAAUGAAAAACCUGUAUGA